Rhea pennata is the source of this 2910-nucleotide messenger RNA. RefSeq names its product ring finger protein 41 (gene RNF41). Gene Ontology annotation, cellular component: endoplasmic reticulum tubular network. Gene Ontology annotation, molecular function: zinc ion binding; ubiquitin protein ligase activity. The transcript is spliced from 6 exons. The record is from RefSeq and is a predicted model, not a curated record. NCBI's taxonomy places the organism in Eukaryota, Metazoa, Chordata, Aves, Rheiformes, Rheidae. Gene Ontology annotation, biological process: protein ubiquitination. The coding region runs from base 511 to 1464 and encodes 317 amino acids.
AGUCUCAUGUGAACUUGGCUUCAGUACCUUGCAUGCGGUGUGCUGAGAGCUGUUUUGCUUCCAGCAGCCACCUUGAGGAACUUCUUAAGGAUUUCUUUGCUUUCUUCUCUUGAGGUGGCUUAUUUCCAGGGCUAACCUUUCUGCCUCCAGCCUUUCGCUUACAUGUCUUUAACAUAUUAAAAGUACUGAAAAUGGGGUGAGUUUGUUUGGUCCCAGCUGAAAGAAUCUGCAGGUUGUCUUGCUUGUUUGGUACCAGUAGCGUUGUUUCAUGUUGUGGGAUUUUGAGGCACAAGGCCUGUAGGUGUUCCCAAGACGCUCUGAAGUCUGACCGAUACUGCAGAGAUCCCAAAGAACUUCCCUGAAUGAGGAAUGGUCUUGCUGGAUGGAAAAAUCUUCUAGGCCCAAUUCUGCACGGAUUAAGCAAGUAGAAGUUCCUCAACGUAUCCUUUUCCCUUCUACCAGCUACCAGAUUGGGAUCUUGAACAUGGGUUCUGGCAUUGGUGAUGAGCAAUGGGGUAUGAUGUAGCACGCUUUCAGGGGGAUGUUGAUGAAGACCUUAUAUGCCCCAUCUGCAGCGGGGUCCUGGAGGAGCCAGUGCAGGCUCCUCACUGUGAACACGCCUUUUGCAAUGCCUGCAUCACCCAGUGGUUUUCCCAGCAGCAGACGUGCCCCGUGGACCGCAGUGUAGUGACGGUUGCCCACCUCCGCCCUGUCCCACGGAUCAUGCGUAAUAUGCUCUCAAAGCUGCAGAUCACUUGUGACAACGCUGUUUUCGGCUGUACGGCAGUAGUGCGACUUGACAACCUGAUGUCUCACCUCAAUGACUGCGAGCACAAUCCAAAGCGCCCAGUGACUUGCGAGCAGGGAUGCGGCUUGGAAAUGCCCAAAGAUGAGCUACCAAACCACAACUGCAUCAAGCAUUUGAGAUCUGUGGUGCAACAGCAGCAGACAAGAAUUGCUGAGCUGGAGAAGACUUCAGCAGAGCACAAACAUCAGCUAGCAGAGCAGAAACGGGACAUUCAGUUGCUGAAGGCCUAUAUGCGAGCUAUCCGUAGUGUCAACCCUAACCUGCAGAACCUGGAAGAGACCAUCGAAUAUAAUGAAAUCCUGGAGUGGGUGAACUCCCUCCAGCCAGCCCGGGUGACACGGUGGGGUGGAAUGAUCUCCACGCCGGAUGCAGUGCUGCAGGCUGUCAUCAAGCGCUCACUGGUGGAGAGCGGCUGCCCCACAUCCAUCAUCAACGAGCUGAUUGAGAACGCCCACGAGCGGAACUGGCCACAGGGCCUGGCCACGCUGGAAACCCGCCAGAUGAACCGGCGGUAUUACGAGAACUAUGUGGCCAAGCGCAUCCCUGGCAAACAGGCUGUGGUGGUGAUGGCCUGUGAAAACCAGCACAUGGGUGAGGACAUGGUGCUAGAGCCAGGACUGGUGAUGAUAUUUGCACACGGAGUGGAGGAAAUAUAAGGACUUCCAAAGCAAGAAACACUUCGUGCUGACAAGGGAAAGGAGGGAGAAGGGGGAGAGGCAGAGGGGACCGGGGGAGUAGCUAGUCAAAACCACUGGUGUUUCCUAGCCACCUGUAUGGUUUUGUUGGGGCAUUAUUCCUUCGAGCCUCUUGCUUCCUAGCAGAAAGAGUUAAAAGCCUCUGGUAAAUACUACUUAAAACACUUGGCCUAGCAAUGAACACACAACGCAGCCCAUCCAUGUUUGCCCCUUGCAGAUCAGCUUCCACCUGCAAUAUCUUUCAGGGGUGGGAGGGAGGGAGAGAAAGCACAACCACUCCUCUGAAUACCGCCUGACUCUUCAGACCCAGCCUGUGUUUUGGAUGCUGGUGCCUCUGCCAAAGCCCUGGCUCCUUGUGCAACCCAAACUGACAGGAUAAUUUGUUAUCUUGCUGCGGACUGACCCCAUGGCCAGUGGCAUAUCUCUUCUUUGUCCAGAGGCUAAAUCGUUCUUGGGCUUUAUCUCCCUCUCUGGAUUUUUCCUGCCUCGCUCUCAAAGGUUUCUCUGUUGCAGUUUCUUCAAGUCUUGCCUCCUUCCAUGCCUGACUGACCACACAGUACCUUAACAGCAGGAUUUGCUCCCUGGCCUCCUGUGCUGGGCUGGGGAGGGGGCAUGGGAUUGGGAGAAGAGGUCCCAGGAGCAAGUCUAUGAACGGAGCUGAGAGUAGUGCCCAGAAACAGCUCUCAAAACCUAAAGGCAGCUGAAGCCAAGACAGCUGAGCCGCCAAGAGGACAAGUCUCCAGCGCUUGUCAAGGGCUGGGGCCCUCCCACGUGUGGGAGAGACUCGGUCUUGGAGGAACCGGCCUUUCAGAUGGGCUCUCCAGGCCCUGGAUGCUGCCGUCCCUGCAGAUCUGCGCGGGCCGUCGCUCCGUGCGUGCCCCACGCUGCCAGCCCGGCCGUGGCUCCCUCUUCUCUCCGACGGGAGAGCCCAGGCUCUCCCAAGCUUGCUGUGUGGAUGCUCCUGCCCAAGCGAACAGCUCGUGGCUGCCCAGGCAUCUUGUGCCAUUUAAAGUUGCCUCCACGUGUUGCCCUUAGCCCUAGAGAAACUCCUGUCUGGUCUGUGUGCAUUGGGUAUUUGGCAUAAGAGUUCUGUACUGUUACUGUUGUUACUUUUCAGACACUUGUGAUUGUGGUUCUGUAUUUUUUUGUACUUUUUUGGCCUCUUUUGUUUGUAUAUCCCCCUCUUUUUAUUUUAUUUUUGAAGUACCAUGGACAGGCGCCUCAGAACCUGGUUACGUUUACUUGUUGGGAAUUUAAUUUAUUUGCAUUUGUUUUGUUUUUUACAGUUCUUUUCUCCUUCUGUGUCUGUAUUAUUCAGAUACUGUUUCAUCACUCACUCCUGUGCCCAUGUGGCCUACUGUGAGGCAGGGAUUUAAAUAAUCAAUAAACAGCGUUCUGGUUGCUUUA